Molecule: messenger RNA, 1293 nt
Organism: Dipodomys spectabilis (banner-tailed kangaroo rat)
Lineage: Eukaryota; Metazoa; Chordata; Mammalia; Rodentia; Heteromyidae
Gene: Dhrs7b
Product: dehydrogenase/reductase 7B
Exons: 8
Coding region: 89-1033 (314 amino acids)
Cellular component (GO): membrane
Molecular function (GO): oxidoreductase activity
Source: RefSeq, a predicted model, not a curated record
CACCAUGGUUUCUUUCAAGUCCAGGCAAGUGCACUGCCACUGAGCUACACUUCAGCCCACCAUUCCUUCAUUUAACAGGAGGAAUCUGAUGAGGGGGCGGGUCAUGGACUGGGUCACCUGUCCAUUCAUGCUGCCCGUGAUGUUUAGCUGCAUGGGCAUCUUCGGCCUCCUCAAGCUUCUGCAGUGGAUUCGCAUGAAGGCCUACGUGCGGAACUCUGUGGUGGUGAUUACAGGCGCUACCUCCGGGCUGGGGAAAGAAUGUGCAAAAGUCUUCUAUGCUGCGGGGGCGAAGCUGGUGCUCUGUGGCCGGAACAUAAGGGCCCUGGAUGACCUCACCAAAGAGCUUGCUUCUUCUGCCUCUCAGGGGCAGACAUACAAGCCUUCCACAGUGGCCUUUGACCUCACAGACCCUCCAUCCAUCGCAGCUGCUGCAUCUAAGAUCCUGCAGAGCUUUGGCUAUGUGGACAUCCUUAUCAACAAUGCUGGGAUCAGCUACCGUGGGACCAUCGUUGAUACCAAAAUGGAUGUAGACAGGAAGGUCAUGGAGACAAACUAUUUUGGCCCUAUUGCUCUAACAAAAGCACUCCUGCCCUCCAUGAUCAAGAGGAAGAAAGGCCACAUCGUUGCCAUCAGCAGCAUCCAGGGCAAAUAUAGCAUUCCUUUCAGAUCAGCCUAUGCAGCCUCCAAGCAUGCCACCCAGGCAUUCUUUGACUGUCUACGUGCAGAGACGGAGCAUGACAAGAUCGAGGUGACUGUCAUCAGCCCCGGUUACAUCCACACCAACCUCUCCUUAAAUGCUAUCACUGCUGAUGGCUCCAAAUAUGGAGUUAUGGACAAAACCACAACCCAGGGCCAAUGCCCUACAAUGGUGGCCCGGAAUGUUCUUGUUGCUGUGGGCAAGAAGAGGAAAGAUGUGAUACUGGCUGACUUACUGCCAUCCUGGGCCAUUUAUCUUCGAACUCUGGUUCCUGAGCUCUUUUUCAGAAUCAUGGCCUCCAGAGCCAAAAAAGAGCAGAAAACUAAGACUUCCUGAUGCUGGUCAGAGCCGACAGCUCCAGCCAGCCUGGCCAGGCCAAGCAGCACACCUCUGUGGGUGUGCUUGCUCCACAAGAAUAGCAUAUUAGUGGAGGUCUGUCUCCCAGGUGGGAAGAGACACGUCUGCAGGACUCAGGCCUGCUGCAGAGAACUAGAAGCAAGAACCAGCAAGCUUCUUCCCGGGGUGAGUGGCAAACAAAGAAUAAACAUGGAGCUGUGCUUUAACACUAAAAUACGAAAUAAAUGACUAGAAUGUAA